AUGUCCGGCUUGUCGAUAUUGCUAUGCGUGGCCACUUCUCUGCAGGCACGCUACGCUCGGGCAGAACGCACCGACGCCGACAGCAUUUUAUCCCUGGUCGACCCCAUCAUCGGCACCACGAACGGCGGCCAUGUCUUUCCGGGAGCCACUUUGCCAUUUGCCAUGGCUAAGGCUGUGGCCGAUGUGAAUUUCGAAAACCAGGCUGGCUACUCGUCCUACCCGGACGACAUAACCCAAUGUCUGUCCUGCUCCUCGCCUCCGUACACUGGCAGUAUCACAGGUUUCAGUCACAUGCACGAUUCUGGUACUGGAGGAUCACCCUCACUCGGCAACUUUCCCAUAUUUCCUCAGGCCGGAUGUCCAGACGACGACCUUAACCGGUGUGUGUUUGCCACCGCCGACCGAGCGGUUCCGCGAGUCAAUGGCUCCGCGGAAGCUCAUCCGGGCUACUUUGCUAUUACCAUGCAGACCCAAAUCAAAGCAGAAAUGACUACUACAAAUCAUACCGCCCUAUAUCGAUUUACCUUUCCAGAGCAACCAACGGAAAAGAAUGCGACUCUCAGCCCACUUAUUCUAGCAGACCUUACAGAUCUACCCCGAUCCAGAAGCAAUGGCUCAAUUUCUGUAGACGGAGAGAGUGGCCGCAUCUCAGGGAGCGGCGUCUUCAAUCCCAGCUUUGGGAUCGGCAGCUACGAGUUGUUCUUCUGCGCCGACUUCUCUGGAGCUGACCUUCGAGAUACGGGUGUUUUCAUGAACACCCGAGCUGGAAGCGAGCCAAAGAAUCUUUCUGUAUACACGGAUGGUAUUAACAGAGUCCUUCCUGCAGGCGCCUGGGCUAGAUUCAAGGCACCAAAGAGUAACAACCAGAUCCUUGCUCGUGUUGGCGUAAGCUUCAUCAGUACUAAGCAGGCCUGCAGUAGCGCAGAGAAAGAGAUCCCAGACUUCGACUUCGACAGCGUCCAUAGCGCGGCGCGGCAAGCGUGGGACGAUACUUUGAAUGUCAUUGAAGUCAGUCCUAGCGGUGUGAACUCCAGCCUGCUGCGCACUUUUUGGAGCGGUGUAUACCGCGCCGGCAUAUCCCCGCAGGACUACACUGGCGAGAACCCGCUGUGGGAAAGUGAUGAGCCAUACUACGAUUCUUACUAUUGCAUCUGGGACUCUUAUCGUAGCAUCCACUCCUUGAUCACCCUCCUAGACCCGCUACACCAGAUCAAGAUGAUUCGCAGCCUGAUCGACAUCUAUCGACACGAAGGCUGGCUUCCAGAUUGCCGCAUGAGUCUCUGCAAAGGCUUUACGCAAGGCGGCUCGAACGCCGAUGUGGUUCUUGCCGACACAUAUGUAAAGAUGAAGCAGCUGGCUGCCGAUCAUGGCGUUGACUGGACAAUGGGCUACGAAGCUGUGAAGAAGGACGCUGAGGCCGAGCCACCAAACUGGUCUGUCGAGGGCCGUGGAGGUCUGCAUUCUUGGAAGAAUCUCAAAUACGUUCCUACUAACGAUUACGAUCCCUACGGCGUGGGCCCGUUCUCGAGAAGCAUUUCGCGGACUGUCGAGUACGCUUAUGACGACUUUUGCAUCGCUGAGAUGGCCCAUGGUGAAGGCAAUAUGGCCGAUUACGAGAAAUACGUUGACACAUCCGGGUACUGGGCCAAUAUGUGGAAAGCCGACCAGAAGUCGUCAAUAAAUGGCACCGAUACUGGUUUCACGGGCUUCCUCAUGCCGAAGUUCCUCAAUGGUACUUGGGGAGACCAGGAUCCCAUCUUCUGUUCGCCGUUGUCGAAUUUCACAUCCUGUUACCUAAACCCAGAUGGUCACGAAACGUAUGAAGGCUCUUCGUGGAUGUACAGCUUCUAUGUUCCUCAUGACAUGGCGUCCUUGAUCACCACCCAAGGCGGCGCUGACACCUUCGUCAAGCGACUCGACUUUCUUCACGAGAGCGGUCUCCUCUACAUUGGUGACGAGCAGGGUUUCCUGCUAACUUACCUCUAUCAUUACGCCGGCCGCCCUGGAAAGAGCGCCGAGCGCAUUCACUUCUACAUUCCAUCGCAAUUCAACGACACAGUGAAUGGCAUUCCAGGAAACGACGACUCUGGAGCUAUGGGAUCGUUCGUCGCACUUUCCAUGAUGGGAAUAUUCCCCAAUGCAGGCCAGGACGUCUACUUCAUUACAGCUCCAUUCUUUGAGGAGGUCUCGAUUAACAACAAGCUUACCGGAAAGAAGGCGACCAUUCGCAACGUGAAUUUCGAUGCAGACUACAAGAAUAUCUACAUCCAGAAUGCCACCCUGGACGGCAAGCCGUAUGCCAAGAACUGGAUCUCACACAGCUUCUUCCUGAAUGGAGGCGUGCUAGAGCUCACCCUUGGUCCGAAAGAAGGCUCUUGGGGCACUGCGGCUGAUGCCUUACCUCCAAGCAUCUCCACGAGCAGAAACACGACCUAUGGCGCGAUGUACAUGUAGAACUUGUACUCCAAAGAAGAAGAUAGCCUUGACUACUAAGACUAAUGAAAUUCAUAACUCAUC
This is a messenger RNA of Pseudocercospora fijiensis CIRAD86, 2517 nucleotides long. Its product is annotated as glycoside hydrolase family 92 protein. The record is from RefSeq and is a predicted model, not a curated record. Gene Ontology annotation, molecular function: peptide-N4-(N-acetyl-beta-glucosaminyl)asparagine amidase activity; carbohydrate binding. Gene Ontology annotation, cellular component: cytosol; nucleus. NCBI's taxonomy places the organism in Eukaryota, Fungi, Ascomycota, Dothideomycetes, Mycosphaerellales, Mycosphaerellaceae. The transcript is spliced from 2 exons. Bases 1 to 2454 code for a protein of 817 amino acids. Gene Ontology annotation, biological process: protein quality control for misfolded or incompletely synthesized proteins; protein deglycosylation; glycoprotein catabolic process.